UUCUGUUUCCUGUUGACUCAAAUAAACGAUUUACCUGCAAUGACACUGUUUGGAGUUUUUUCUCUCUCUCUCGAUUAGACAAAUAAACUAUGGAUCCGGGUUUGGGGGCGUGUUCCGCAGAAACACUGAGACACAAGACAGUUUAGAAAGCCCCUCAUGUCAUUCAUAAAGCCAGCACUGAAGAAGUCGGACCUCUGAAAGUUUUCUCAGUGCUUCAAGAAACCUAUGCAGUAAACUGCCUCUCUGGAUCUAAUUUUCGUGUACGGAGUUUGCAUAAAUAACAGGAUGAAGACACCGUCAGCGUUGACCGCCGCAGUAGUGCUGGGGCUGCUGCUCAGUCUGCUGACGAGUACAGGCGCCGCCACAUUUCAAGGAACUUUCCCGCACCCGUACAAGUACAGCCCAAACGAAUCGGAGAGGUCGCAACAAACCCCGAUAAGUGGAUUAAUCUCCCGCGGCAUGGGGACCCUAACAGUCGCGGACGAGGUGCUUGAAUCCAGUCAGGAAGCCCUGCACGUCACGGAGCGUCGGUUUCUGAAACUGGAUUGGUGCAAGACGCAGCCGCUCAAGCAGACCAUUCACGAGGAGGGCUGCCUGAGCCGCACCAUCAUCAAUCGUUUUUGCUACGGCCAGUGCAACUCCUUCUACAUCCCGCGGCACAUUUACCGCGAGGACAGCGCUUUCCAGUCCUGCUCCACCUGCAAACCUAAAACUUUCACCACCGUCACGUACACUCUCAUCUGUCCGGGCCAGACGCCGAGCACGAGGAAGAAACGGGUCCAGCGUGUCAAGCAGUGUCGCUGCACGACUAUAGACCUGGAUUAGAUGGAUACGGCUGACAGUACAUGUUUGCUUUCCUUCCUGGGAGAGGAAAGUGGAGUUAUGCACAAACACAAAGGAAAAAGUGUGUAUUUCAUAAGGGGACACAUUGGGCGUCAACUGGAUAUGACAACAUGUGACACUUGGUCAUAUGUUAGUCUGAGACCAAAUCUAAUCUGCUAUUUUCUGUCAUUAUUUUGGAGAGCAGAGAUCAUUAGUGGGAGGCCACGAGGGGAGGUUCCAGGACCAGCGUUCCCUCUGAGAUGACAGUUUGAUGAAAUGUCAAAUAAUUUAUCACAUUAGCCAAAUCAUUUAUCAAAUUAGCCAACUAGGCCUACUAAUACUUUGUCAAUCAUCAGUCGUUGCUCCACUUUCUCCUCAUUCUUUUCAUAUAAGCACGUGUGGAAGUUUUGGUGGAAACUGAUAUUAAAUGCAGGGACUUUGCCAUAUAGCUUAAGGUUAAGUUGAAUUUGUUGAUGCUGCUGAGGGACAAUGAGCAUGUAUAUACUGUAUAUGCAUAAAGGGUACUGAGGUGGACCAAACCCAAGUGGGCCACCAGUCAAAUGCUUAAUUGGCAUUGGAGUAACUGUUCAUAAAGUUAUUAUGCUUGUUGCAGGCAUCUGA
This is a messenger RNA of Myripristis murdjan (pinecone soldierfish), 1443 nucleotides long. RefSeq names its product gremlin 1a, DAN family BMP antagonist (gene grem1a). The transcript is spliced from 3 exons. The coding region runs from base 286 to 825 and encodes 179 amino acids. The record is from RefSeq and is a predicted model, not a curated record. Lineage: Eukaryota; Metazoa; Chordata; Actinopteri; Holocentriformes; Holocentridae. Gene Ontology annotation, molecular function: receptor ligand activity; BMP binding. Gene Ontology annotation, biological process: animal organ morphogenesis.